Xylaria bambusicola is the source of this 1809-nucleotide messenger RNA. Its product is annotated as Alpha/Beta hydrolase protein. The record is from RefSeq and is a predicted model, not a curated record. The coding region runs from base 1 to 1809 and encodes 602 amino acids. The transcript has 5 exons. NCBI's taxonomy places the organism in Eukaryota, Fungi, Ascomycota, Sordariomycetes, Xylariales, Xylariaceae.
AUGAAGAUCGGAGGAGUCUUGCAGCGACUCUCUUGCCUGGUGGUCGCUGUGGCUUGGGCGGCCGCGGGGGGUUCCGCCGAGCUUGUUCUCUCUGCCUCAGGCCCCAUCGUCAGUCUCGGAUACGCAACCUAUGAAGGCUACUAUAACGGGACUUACGAUCUUAAUAUCUGGAAAAGUAUCCGCUAUGCUGCACCACCGACUGGGAAUCGUCGAUGGCAGGCUCCUGAGCCUCCUCUCCACGAGAGCUCUGCUGUCAUCCCAGCAGUAGCUCAGCCCCCAUUGUGUCCUCAGACCGGUGCCUUUGGCGUGCCCAAGGCAUAUGGCUUCAACUCAGGUCUCGGGAAUGAAGAUUGUCUCUAUCUUAACGUAUAUGCCGCGCCUAAUGCGACUAAUCUGCCAGUUCUGGUGUGGAUUCAUGGGGGCGGACAUUCGGUCUUUGGAGCACAGUAUGAUCCGAGUGUGUGGAUGAACACAAAUGACAAUGGCUUUAUUGUUGUUGAGAUGCAGUACCGGCUCGGAGCCUUCGGCUUCCUCGCGUCACCAGAUGUCAAGAAGAGCGGUCGCCUUAACACAGGGCUGCUCGACCAGCGGUUUGCCAUCGAAUGGACUCGCAAGUACAUAGCCAAGUUUGGCGGCGACCCGAAUCGCAUCACUAUUGGAGGUGAAUCUUCUGGCGCCGCGUCCGUUGUCUUUCACUCUCUGGCUUAUGGCGGGAAAGAGACGGGGCUCUUUAACAACAUGAUUGUUGCCAGCCCAUACUUGCCGACGGUGUACAAAUACUCUGAUUCUUUUCCCAAAGCCCGUUAUGACAAGUUCGUCGAGCUUGCUGGCUGUAACAAACCAGCCGGGAACAAGACAACAUUUGACUGUCUCGUAGCGGCUGACACUACUGUGUUGCAAUAUGCUAGCGGAAACGUUUCGACAAAGGUGGGAUACUUCGGCAGCUUUGGCUUCUUGCCCGUGAUCGACGACGACUAUAUUCGGGAACGGCCGGCCGUGCAGCUAGCAAGCGCAAAAUUUAGUGGAAAGCGUGUCCUCGUGGGUAACAACGGAAAUGAGGGUUCCCCCUUAUUCAAUCCCAACAUCUCUACACGAGCCCAGUACGAUGACUUCAUUACUGAGACAUUUCCCUUGUUCACAUCGGAGGAUAUCAACAAAUUGAACAAAAUCUAUGAGAUCUCGGAUGAGUUACCGCCCGAUGACGGCGUAGUCUUCGACACGCUUGGGUAUACUGGGCCGACGGCCUUAACACAAUCCGGCAUAGCGACCGGCAUCCAGCAAUCAGCCUUCAACCUCGCGGCCGAGACCGUUUUUGACUGUCCGGCGCAGUGGGUCGCCGAGGCCUUCAGCACGGGGUGCACGUCCGCCUGGCGGUACCAGUACUCGGUGACGCCGUCGUACCACGGCGCCGAUCUGCGCGCGUACUUCGCCGUCGGGGCGUCUACACCCGCCGCAGACUUCCGCCACGCCAUGCAGAAGAUAUGGGGGAACUUCAUCAUCAACAACACACCUGUUAUCCCAGUGGCGGACGCCAUGGGGAAUUACGAGAACGCCUCCGUCCCCGUUGUAGGAAACAAAAGCGUCAUUGACUGGCCCCGGUUCACGCGCAGCAACCCCGUGCACAUGAACCUGAACACCACCGGAGGAGACGUGAAGCUCGUCACGGUCGGCGACACACUGGCCUAUUACGUCCGCUCGGGCCCCGGUGUCGUGAACACUUUCAGCCUAGCCGACUCUUUUGCUUGGGAGGGAUCUCGCGGCGAUCGGUGUAAUUUCUGGCGGGCUGUCUCCGCGAGGGUCCCGCAAUAG